Kwoniella botswanensis is the source of this 1821-nucleotide messenger RNA. RefSeq lists its product as uncharacterized. The transcript has 7 exons. The coding region runs from base 1 to 1821 and encodes 606 amino acids. NCBI's taxonomy places the organism in Eukaryota, Fungi, Basidiomycota, Tremellomycetes, Tremellales, Cryptococcaceae. Gene Ontology annotation, molecular function: glycosyltransferase activity. The record is from RefSeq and is a predicted model, not a curated record.
AUGCCAUCCGUCUUACCCAACUUUCUACAAGGUUCUCCACCGCGUUCCCCCCAUGUCGAGCGAAACAACUUUUUCACCUCUUGGGUAUCCGGUUCAUCCUCUCCAACCCAUUCACCCCAUUAUCAGCAAAUCCAACAUAACACUACUUCAUCUCAAGGUAGUAGUAGGCAAGUAUUGAGACCGACAAGGAGAGAUAUAUUACUGUGUUUGUUGACGUUAUCAUUCUCCUAUCUCCUAUUCUCAACUCCUGGAUCAACUACCACCCAAUCGGUAUAUCCUUCAUCGACAGGAGGAAAAUACAAGAUACCAAACUGGUUUUUUCCCUCUUCCCACUCAUCUUCUUCUUCUUUGUCUGGUGUAUGUGCUAUAGGUGGAGGAGAAAAGACGUUUGGGGAAUCGGUAAAGACCUUUGGGUUCAAUAUGAAUACGAAUAUAGAUGAUGAUGAUCUUCCCAUUGGAGGAGGGAAUGGUAAAUCAUGGGAUGGAGGUGAAGAACAACAAGAGGAUGAUGAGUUGCAAGGCUUGACGACGGAUUUGAAAGCCCAUGCACCAGGAUGGACAAUAAUUGAGAGACUGUAUAUAUACAAUGGCAGUUUCUAUGCGGUAACUGAUGACCCAGCUCAAUGGCCCGAGCUCAGGAUGAUGACCUCGACCGGUCUACCUGCCAAUAGUGAUCCCGGAAAUUCAGAAGCAAGAGAACCAAAAGGUGAUGAGAUCAUCUUCAUCUCCCCUUUUGAGGCUAUGAAGCUCUGGGGUCCGAGGGUAUGGAAGAUGGAUGGAAUGACUUUCUUAUUCAAUGAUGGGCAGUUCAUCGACCAUUAUUAUCAUUUCGCUGCGGAACUCAUGCUUGGCGCUUGGAGAGCUUAUUCGUCAUAUGAUCAACAUGUAACCGCUAAUGGGGAAACAUCAUUACCUCCUCCUCAGAGGGUUUGGUUCUUGCAUCAGAAUGUUACGGAAUGGCGGGAUAAACCCAAAUUCAAUCCCCUUCUCAUGUACUCCCUCUUCCCCUCAAUCUCGAUAUUCUACCCAGAAGAUUGGGCCGAUAUGAAGAACCAGACCACCUCCUCAGUACCCAAGGCAUUUGUACUUGAACGAGCGUUGUUAGCGGAUCGCUCAGCAGCUUUCAGAGGUGAAUGGACUGGACCCACAGCAAGGACUGUUGCAUCUGCACUACACGUCGGCCAAGCUUCCAGAUGGUGGUGGGAACCUAUCCGAAGACAGGUCCUAAGAUAUUCGGGAUUGUCCGAACCGAUUAUUUCAAGAAAUCUCGAAGGUCACGGUGCAACUGAUCCAAUUUCAUUGAUGGGUCCAGGAGUAGAUGUCGUUGAACCUCUCGCACCUGAAGGAAAUUAUACGCCCGUCAUCACCUAUAUCUCGCGACAGAGCUCACGAAGAAGGUUGACGAAAGAGUCCCACGAGGAAUUGGUGAAAGCUCUGGAAGAGAGGUCAAAGAAGCUGGGUUGGGAAUUGGUCAUUGUAGAAGCUGAGAAAAUGUCAAAAGAAGAACAGUUCGCUUUGGCUGGUAGAACUACCAUCAUGCUCGGUGUACAUGGAAAUGGUCUAACGCAUUUACUUUGGAUGCCAGCUACACCCAGGAGUGCGGUGAUAGAGAUGUUCUUCAAAGGUGGAUUCGCAAGAGAUUAUCAAUGGACAGCCCACGCAUUGGGGCUUAAGCAUUUCGCGGUUCAACAUGACGUUUCCUUCACCUCGCCCAACUUACCCAAAGUAGAUUACCCAGAAGGUUUCCAGGGGACGAGCAUAACGGUCGUUGGGAAGGUAGUAGCAGAUCUGAUCGAAGAUAGAUUAGCAGGGAGAGUGUAG